AAGUCCAAGAUCACUGCCUCGCGCAAACUCUUGCUAAAGAGCUUGAUGCUGGCAAAGGCGAAGGAGGAGUGGGAUCAGGAGCUCAUUGACAAACAGUCAGAGAAGGAAAGAUAUCUGGCUGAGCGGAUCACACCACUGCACACCAGUGGGCUUUCCUUGAGCCAACUCCAGGACCUGUGCAGGGAGCUGCAUGCAAAAGUUGAAAUCGUGGAUGAAGAGAGAUAUGACAUCGAAGCAAAAUGCAACCAUAACACCCGGGAGAUUAAAGACCUGAAACUGAAAGUGCUAGACCUCCGGGGGAAGUUCAAGCGACCUCCUCUUCGGCGAGUCCGUGUCUCUGCUGAUGCCAUGCUGAGGGCUCUGCUGGGCUCCAAGCACAAGGUUUCCAUGGAUCUGAGAGCCAACCUGAAGUCUGUCAAGAAGGAGGACACAGAGAAGGAGCGCCCCGUGGAAGUGGGCGACUGGCGCAAGAACGUGGAGGCCAUGUCGGGGAUGGAGGGCCGAAAGAAGAUGUUCGACGCUGCCAAGUCCCCCACAGGCCAGUGAGAGGAGCAUCAGGCCAGGAAGAAGAGCCUCCCCGAUCCUGCUGUCUGCCUCCCUUUCCU
Molecule: messenger RNA, 605 nt
Organism: Tinamus guttatus (white-throated tinamou)
Lineage: Eukaryota; Metazoa; Chordata; Aves; Tinamiformes; Tinamidae
Gene: TNNI1
Product: troponin I1, slow skeletal type
Biological process (GO): skeletal muscle contraction; cardiac muscle contraction
Cellular component (GO): troponin complex
Source: RefSeq, a predicted model, not a curated record